Messenger RNA from Histoplasma mississippiense, 1431 nucleotides. RefSeq lists its product as hypothetical. The coding region runs from base 1 to 1431 and encodes 476 amino acids. The transcript has 8 exons. Gene Ontology annotation, molecular function: zinc ion binding; SUMO ligase activity. The record is from RefSeq and is a predicted model, not a curated record. NCBI's taxonomy places the organism in Eukaryota, Fungi, Ascomycota, Eurotiomycetes, Onygenales, Ajellomycetaceae. Gene Ontology annotation, biological process: protein sumoylation.
AUGGCUUCGACCGGGCAGGAAAUGGCAGACUUGCAACGAGUUAUUGCCCUGGUGAAAUCGUUACUCAAUGCCCAGCUGAAGGACAUACUGCGAAGUGAGGGCCUCGCGGUUUCUGGUGUUAAGGCGAUUUUACAAGAACGAAUAAUUGACCCUCAACAUCAAAUGCCAUCCACUCCAACACAAUCUUCGGCUACAUACCAACCACCUCAAUCUGCACCAUCCACGUAUGCGCAGCAAACAGUGCCCCCGUUUUCUCUUUCAAUGACUCCAAGUCAUUCCUUUUCGACCGGUCGACUUAGUUUUAAAGACAGCCCAUUUUAUUCUAUCAUCGAACCGUUGACGCCUGUGGUAGAAUGCAAAGUUAGAGAAAGUACGCGUGAUAGCGUAAUUUUAAAGGUUGUUCUCUCAGCGCUAAAUGCAGCGCGGAUUCAAAAUGACCCAUCCUUGCGAGUCAUGGUCUAUUGUGCAGCGGAUAGCGGCCUCACUCAAUAUACCAAAUCUGACAUUACAUUUCCUCACCAAGUUGAGCUCAAAGCGAACCUGGAUGACGUUAAGGCAAACUUACGAGGGUUGAAAAACAGGCCUGGUUCAACACGCCCAGCGGACAUUACUAAUUUUAUCCGAAAGAAGGCUGGCUACGUUAACCAGGUCGCUAUGACGUACGCACUCACACAGAAGAAAUAUUUCAUGGUUAUAAACCUCGUUCGAAAACACACAGUGGAGGAAUUGGUAAAUCAAUUACAAGCUCGCAAAACAUUAUCUGCUGAACAAGUUAUACGUGAAAUGAAAAACAAAGCAGAAGAUGCUGACAUUGUUGCAACCUCUGCCGUAAUGUCGCUAAAAUGCCCCCUAUCGACACUUCGAAUAGCGGUCCCCUGCAGGUCAACGAUUUGUUUACAUACCCAGUGCUUUGAUGCGUCAUCAUUUUUGCAAUUACAAGAGCAGGCCCCGACGUGGACGUGCCCUGUAUGCAACAAAGCGACAAACUUCGAAGCACUACAAAUCGACCAGUACGUUGAUAAUAUACUCAAGUCGACACCGCCGAAUCUUGAUCAGGUUACGGUUGACCCAGAUGGCAAGUGGCAUAUAGGACGAGACAAUGACAAUCCGGUACCGGGUGGAAACCCUCCCCCUCCUACUGUUGGCGGGGAUGAUAAUUUAAUCGAAAUCCAAGAGUCGCGAGUAGCCACUCUAAAAGAGGAGCCAUCUACCACCCCAAUGACCCUUCACAGUACACCGUCAGUUCAAACAGGGGAAUUUUUGUUCGCCCAAUCUACAUCGCGACCAACACCAAAUAAUAAACGACCAGCUAGCCAGGUCAUUGAUUUGACCAUAGUGGCGGUUGAGAUGGGAAUUGUUACAAGUCCCUCACAAGUCCCUCACAACUCUCUCACUCUAGGUGACACUUUUUUCAAGGCGCUAUGCUUAUAG